UCAUCAUGGUGGCCAUGUCAAAGAAAACUUGUAAAAUUUUGACCAAAAAUGCUCAUUUAUUGCCCUGUUUACACCUCGAUGAUGAACAAUGACUUCUUGAUAAGAAUGCUGAAUACUUUCUCAAUUAAGAAUGGAAGAAGUUGCAAGCUGUUCUGUCUGUAAAUCGCUGUACGAAGACAAUAGAUUCACUGACCUAAAUGGAGCUUUGCUUGAAAAUGUCAUCAAAAUAAAAUUGUUGGGUGACAUUCCCAUUGACACCACUGCUCUGGGCUUGAGGGGAGAGUCCAAAAUAUGCCGGGAUUGCUUAGAACUGGUGGAUGACAUUAGACUAGGUUUGAUCAAGCUGAAGGAAAGGGUGCUGAAACGUCAUUAUCCACAUCAUGCCCAGUUCUUAAUCGGUCAACACGCCGGGGGUGGCUUCGGGAGUUUUGGUCCAAAUCGGAGGAAUUCACCAUCGUCAGUUGCGCUGUGUGACUCUGCAGAAGAUGGAGAAGGAACAAGCAGUUCAGAGACAGAAAGCUCAUCAUUUUGUGAUAAGAACAGUGUAAAUUUUGUAGGGGAACGUUAUCUUGAUCGGCGUAGUAGCGCAACAUCUUUGAUUGGUGAUCCUCACUUGGUCGCCCGUGUGAACAGUGACAGGGAUGUCAGGAUUCGUGUGCCGCCUUCUAUAAAUGCCACUUUUAUUGUCAUGGAAACAUCUGAUGAGGAAUUGCGAUGUAAUAAUGCCAGUGAACCGCAGUUAAAUAAGUCCCCCCUGCCAAAAUCAGUUCAGUCGUUGCUUAAGAAAAACAAAAUUAGUGAUGUGAUUGACACUUCUUCUUUCAAACAUGCUUAUCAUGUGGACGUUGGUGCUAAACUGCAAAGGACAGACAACAAUCCUGUAGAGGUUCCGAAGCCACAAACGACUGAGGUUAGCUUGCCUGUGAAAAGAGACAAUCCGGUGCCAGUUCCCAGAGAAUAUACUCAUUAUAUCAAGAAACGUCGACUCUCCUACUCGGCUGGUGAUUCCAGUAUGGCUACAUUUGCCCAAACUGUGAGGACUGACAGCAACAUUGAUAAAUCGUCCUCCAGUGUCUGCAGCCGAAGUUUAACUACUAGUCCUGUUCGUGAGGUGAAUGGCAAUUCAAAUCACUCUCCUACGCAUGUCCAAGAAGCUACAGCACUGGAUUUAACGAGGCCGGCUCAUGCAGGUGAAAUGCCAGAUCAAACAAAGAAGGAUGUGCCAUCUGUUGGGAAAAGUAAUGACAGUCCAAAUGGUUUUAGUUCAGUACCAAAACAAGUCCCAGUGUCAAGACCAUAUGAUAGGUUCUCAAGGUUGAUGGAGAAUGCAAAUGGCCAAGCCAGUCCUCCUAUUUUGCCUGUGCGGAAAAGGAGAAGUCUUGGGAACAUCCUUGAGAUGCGUCGAACUCUGCCUACGCCUCCGCCACCAGUACCACUCAUGUCAUCAGAAAUGUGUAAUGGAGACGUAGAGUCCCGGCAUGUUUGUGAUGUUUGUGGAAGAGGGUUUGAGAGGCAGAGUCUAUUGAAUCAACACAUAGCUUGGCAUCAUACUGACCAUGGGUACUCUUGUAAUCUUUGUGGUAUGAAAUUCGGUGAAAAGUUUGGUUUACACAUUCAUGAAUCACAGGAGCAUAAUAUGCGUCCUAUGAUUCCCCUGAUGUUGCCGCCUCCAAUCCCACCACUGCCUCCAGAACAAAGCAUGACAUCUUCACCUCAGAUCCACGCUCCCCAGGAACCUAGCCAGGAAACAGCAAAACCACAUAUGGAUAUGCCUGUCCACAUUUCAAAGGAGGCUUUCUUGAAGUCUCGAAAGAAAAUCCAAUAUUGUGAAGACUGUCGUGAGCAUUUUACAUCGAAAUACGAUCUGUUGCGACACCGUGUCACAACAGGGCAUAUGGGUGGUGCAGAAGGUGUCUGUCAUGAUCGUGAGGAGGCAUCAAGUACCUCAGGCAUUGAUACUCUACAGAGGCAAAAAAGAAUUGCACGGAUGCCUCGCCAGGGGAUGCCCAACCCUGGGCAACCCUUGGUGCACUAUCCACCCAUUUUGCCCAAGACCGGGGAAAAUCCCUUAGGCAUGGCCCAGCAUCCAACUGAUUUGGAUCACUUGGCAUAUAGACCAGGUCGCAAAGGACGUCCACGGAAAAGUCUACCAGGGUCUAAUCGCCGCAUGUCCGUCCCUAAUCUUAUGCUCGCAGGAAGCGGAAGUGAUGGACUCCGUGCGUAUGACUUCAGUGAUGACAAUUCAGAUCCAUUACCAAUAAAGACUGAGUCAUAUGAGACCGGAUACAACAAGGAUUCUCAACCUAACUCGCCUGGUUCUUCAACGAGGACAGAACAAAAACUAAGUCCAAACCAAGACAAUGAUAUGGUAGCUUGUGGUGCAGAAGGACACAAUGUGCAUCUGAAUUAUGUAGCUUCAUCACCACAGAAGCUGAACGAUAAUAAUAAUGGUAAAGUUUCAGUGUGAAAUUUUGUGAGGUGUAUUUGAAGGUUCUGACAGUAAUAUUUCAAGUUUGUCAUUUUGAUAGGGGUCUGGUUUACAGGGGAUUGAAUAUUUGGCAUUCUUUGAAAAAAACAUUAGAAUUUCAGGGUGUGAUAAGUUGCAAACUUAGCACUGUUGCUGUAGACUUGAGAAAACCAAGUGUCAUUAAAAAUCUGAUUACAUUUGGGGGGGGGGGAAAUGCAAUGUGCAAUAAAUGUUUUGGUCACAACAAGUGGAUUAUGAAUAUAAUUUUUGUAAUGCAUGCAGAGGGUUGUCUUCGUUGAUAUUUGAACUCAUAUUUCAAUCAGAUGGCGCAGUGUUGCUGGUAUAGAGAUGAUGACAUCCUUUGACUUAAUAUGCUAUUUGUUGAAAAACAUCUUUGGAUGAUGUUGUUUUAUAUGUGCUUUGGUAUGCAUUGUAAAAACCAGUACUUUUUGUGGUUAGUAUUGGUUUUUUGGAAAAUUACAUCUUGUCCUCCCCAUGACUGAAAUCCUUCCUAAGAGUCUCGUUUUUGGAUUCCACCGAAGUUUUUAUUGUUGAAAUCUAUUAAGAUCUCAUUCUUCUCGACCCAGAUCCAACUCAAUCCCUCCCCCACACACUAUCUUUAAACAUCUUUACAGAAUUUUACGCAGCAAAUGCAAUGCAGUUAAUGAUAAAAAACUUCAAAUUUCAAAUCAUAAAAAGUCAGUGUAUCAUAAGACUUGAUUGGACAAAUUACCGUCAUGUGACAGUUUAAUGUUGUGAGUAGAAUUCACUUGUGAAAUCUAAUAAAGGGUGGAUGCUGUUGUGAAGAAAUCAGUUUUGCGUGAUUGUAUAUUUCAAUAUUCCUAAUAACUUGUAAAGUAAAUCAUGACCCAAGCCAUUGUUAUUUACUAAGAAGAUACAGAUAUUUUUCACAUACAGAACAAAUUUUGUAUAUAUUUUAUACCACUUCUAGAUUUUUAAUUGGUAUCUUCACAUCUGAAUGUAGGUAACGUUAGAGAAUGUAGUUGUGACAUUAGUAUAUGUAGUGUAAUACUAUUUAUCAAAUAUUGGUAGUGAAUUUAAUGGAUCAUCCUCAUAUUCAGUUUGGUCUGAUGUAGUGUUUACUGUAAUCAUUACCGGUACCAAUUAUUGCCUUAAGUCUGAAUCUUUUGCAGAGAAUAAUGCUCUACUUGAAAUGUAUGGAUCAGUAAUUUAGUGAGUGAUUCAAUUUUGUGUUGUCAGUGAAUUCAAUUUGUGAUAUUUUGUAUCAUUUGGACUGAAUUUUUAAAUAAAAAUCCAAAGAAAGGUGUUGUCCAUUCCAAAAUGGACAUCAACUGCUUUGUUCUGAUCCCUCUGCACGUUGAAGGUGCAGCAACACUGAAGGAACCCUUUGCAAUGUAAAUACUUAAGAUUCAUAAUGAAGUUCUCAAGUAUUUCUCUAUUUCGUCACCUUCACCAGCCUAAUGAGCAUAUCGCUCCAAGCUCAAUCGCUGCGCCAUCACUCAACAUAUCUUGUAGCUAGUGGGCCGGAAUGAGUCUUCAGUGAGUUACUGUCAUUGCCUCAGACUAAUUUUACAGAAAUGGUUCUCCACAAAAUGUAAACUUACGGAAAGUUUUUUUUGUUGAAAAUUCAGAAAAGCCUCUGGGAUAUAACAACAUGAUGAUAAGGCUGGCAAAAUCGGGCAGUUAGUAGCUAGCUGAAAGGAUCAAAAGUGGUGAAGAAAGACAACUGUCCUUUCAUUCACUAACCCUUUGGAAGGUCAAAGUACUUAUUUUGAUAUAUGUAUGCAAAAGGAUUCUAUUAGCUGCGGUAUUGAUGUAGCUGUCCUUAUUAGGGGUUCUGGGAAUUGGGUAAUCCUUUUUUCAUAUGAUACUUAUUACUAUCAUUAGAAUGGUGUCUCCUAUGUCGGACACAUGAUUGAUACCUUGAGUAUCAAUGUCUUUUUAUGUGUUCAUACGUGAAGAUCCAUGUACUGUAGUUAUUGAUCAGAUUUGAAGUGAGGUUGGGGGCUAAUUUAUUGUUCAUGUGCCAUCGAGUUGUUAUUGGCACUUUUGCUACCUGAUGAUAGACAGAAUUUCAGAAAAGAUAUAAUUGAUCUCCAUUCUAGGCUACUGUUUGUUUGAUGUAACAUAAUACUACUGCAAACCUUUAUGGUAGGUACUAGGAAGGUACUAGGUAGGAAGGGAAGACUUUUCCAACUAAAUGAAAAAAUUUCCAAAUAUGCCUCUGAAAAUGAGGACAAGAUGCAAAGGUGGCAUUUUCUUUGGGUUGGUAAGGGUACACCAAACAGACAGCCCUUCCACUUGCCCUUAGGCUACCAGACUCUCCUACCUACCUACCUACCUCCGGUGCCCUAAAGUUUUUGGAGUUGUAUGUUACAUCAAACAAACGAUAUGGCGCAACACAACCCAACAUCGCUUUGAUUUCUCAGGGUUGCAGUCAUUGUAGAAUGGAAUGGUGUUUUUCGGUUUCCCCAGGCGGAAUGUAACAGUGCUAAAUAUAGAUAUUGGAGUGACAUUUACUUGUAACCCAACUUUUUUCAAUAGCUCUUCUUAGCCUGCAGUGGCGGUGGGCAGAAAUAGAAUGGAAUUUGUUCACUACAGUAGGUUUUGGAAUAGUGUACAUAGUCGUGAAUUGGUUGUCCCGGUGAUUCAUUAUGUGAGACAAAUCAUUUAUUAUGUAAAACAAAUUAUUCUUUUAUAUUUUUUGCUGAUGUUCAUUGCUUCCCUUUCCUUGAUGAUGUAAUUAGUUCAAGACUAGCAAGGCUGGAUCCUCAUGCAACAUUUAAAGAUAAUAGUAUCUUAGUGAUUAAGUGUGCUUUUUGCCUUGUUUUGAAACCUGCGUCUGUGAAAGCUUUAUAUAGUUGUAUAUUGCUUGAUUGUUUUCAAAUACAGUGUAAAUGUAUUAUAAUAAUCGGUAAUGAUCUGGGAUUUUAUCAAUCUUCACUUGUACAAUUUAAUAAAGGCGUUGGCUCAAGCCAGAUAUAUUUCAUGAGGUUUUAAGAGAAAUCACUUCAGGUAAAUUUUAAAUCUGCAGUGGCUUGUUUCUUCAACGUUUUAGUUCCUAAAUGAUUGAAAUCACUUUUGAAUGUCUUGGUGAGGCUGUGGGCUAGAUCCAUGAAGAUUCGGAAUUGGUUGAAACUACCUUGGUUUGUCAUGGUGAGGCUGUGGGCUAGAUCCAUGAAGAUUCGGAAUUGGUUGAAACUACCUUGGUUAGUCUUGGUUAGGCUGUGGGCUUUAUCCAUGAAGAUUCCAAAGUGGUUGAAACCACCUUGGUUUGUCUUGGUUAGGCUGUGGGCUUUAUCCAUGAAGAUUCCAAAGUGGUUAAAACUACCUUGGUUUGUCUUGGUUAGGCUGUGAGCUCGAUCCAUGAAGAUUCCAAAGUAGUGGAAACCACCUUGGUUUGUCUUGGUUUGGCUGUGGGCUUGAUAUAGCUUCUAGUAUUUAACCAAAACUAAAAGAGCAACGGUCGUCAUAGUUACUGAGGUGAAUUUUAUUGUUUUAUUUGCAGUCAAAACUAAACUUUUCAACGAUGAUGAAGUAAAUAUUGGAUUUGAUUUGACUGGUUUUAGGCUGUGAGAAGUAAGUGGCAGAGUUAUUCUUUUCGAGAUGGGUUGCAUAUUGUGGGGGUAGUUUUUACACCAAGAACCUUUGGUAGAUGUAAAGAGUUACCUUUCUAUUGGAUUUGCUGAAUAGAUGGUUAUUUCAUUAUGACCUUUAAUACUGUUCUCCCUUUCAAAUUAAAGGUGCCUGAGGUCAGAAGUCAUUUAGGUUACUGUUUCAGUGAGUUGUGUACAUUGUAAGAAAUUUGUAAAUUAAAAAAUAAUGUUCAUCAAUGCUAAUAUAUUUCUCCGAUUGAAAAUGUGAUUUUACGACAUUGUACAGUUUAGAUGUGAUAGAUGUUCAUUGAUUGUACAUAAUAUUAGUGAUUUAUUCGAAAUGGAUGAGUAGUUUCACUUCAUAUGAUUCGGAUGAAAUAUGGUUUUAACUAUUUGUUAAUUCAGGCAGUUAUUGUAAUGUUUUAUAGUGGUUAUUUGAACAGCUUUAAAUAUUCAUAAUGGAAUAACUGACACAGGUAUCUUAGCCCCUCUCCAUACUGUCCAUCAUGUUAUAUAAUCCAAUGAUGAUAUAUAUGUCAGUCUGGGAAAUAGAUCCCAGAUAUUUUCGAACAAAAUAUUACUGGUCAAAUGAUCAAAAUGAUGCUUCAUUUGAUUCUCAACAAUCAUGGUUCAAAUGAUGUGUUCAAGCAAUUUACUAUACAAAAAUUAACUUUAAUUUCUACCAUUUGGUUGCGAGACACUAAGUAUCGAACUUCUAUCUUGUUUGUUAAAUGUUUAUUUUAUAUUAUUUGGGCAUUAAAUAGUCCGUUAGUUUAUAUUGUUAAUUAGGAAAUAUACUGGUUUGUACCCCAGUUCUUCAUAUCCUCCUGACUGGCCACAAAGAGUGACAUGUAACUGAGAUUGAAUUGAGUUGAAGGCUUCUACAUCAAAACUGAAACAAAGCUAUAUUUCACAACCUCAUUAUCAUGUGCAUCCAUUCGUCUUUAUCGUGAGCGUCGUAACUAAGCGUGGUUGCCAAAGAUAUGUGUUUCCGUGCCCACUUUCUCUUCACCGCAAUUAUAAUACGUGGUCAAUAUCGGUGCGAGUAUACAGUAAUUCAUAUCAUACAUCGUAGAAUGUCUUCAUGUAGUGCCACCCUCUCCAUGUAGUUUCGUGCUGUACCAUCUCGUAGGCCUUUGGAACAUCUAUUAGCCCAGAUUUGAGGGCUGGUAUGGGCUGUCUCUCCCUUUUAACUGAAGAAUAACUCGUGUUGGCAGAUAUUUCAUGUUCAAUAUCCUUUCCAUUUCAAAUGUUGGGUAGAACUUUUUCUUUCAUUUGGUUAGUUCCAAGGCCAUAUCAGGGUAAUCUUAAUCCUGUUUCAAUUGCUUUAAGAAAUUAAAUCAAUUCAAUAAGUCUUUUAUGCUAAAAUCUACUUGUAAAAUGAAUUGAUAAUUCCUCUUUGAUAUUUUGUCAAUAUUUGUACAUUGCACAUGUAAAUAAAUAGUGAAGUGAA
Messenger RNA from Lineus longissimus, 7498 nucleotides. RefSeq lists its product as uncharacterized. NCBI's taxonomy places the organism in Eukaryota, Metazoa, Nemertea, Pilidiophora, Heteronemertea, Lineidae. Gene Ontology annotation, molecular function: DNA-binding transcription factor activity; RNA polymerase II cis-regulatory region sequence-specific DNA binding. Gene Ontology annotation, biological process: regulation of transcription by RNA polymerase II. Bases 131 to 2467 code for a protein of 778 amino acids. The transcript is spliced from 2 exons. The record is from RefSeq and is a predicted model, not a curated record.